Molecule: messenger RNA, 1149 nt
Organism: Ceratitis capitata (Mediterranean fruit fly)
Lineage: Eukaryota; Metazoa; Arthropoda; Insecta; Diptera; Tephritidae
Product: keratin, type II cytoskeletal 1
Exons: 2
Coding region: 97-681 (194 amino acids)
Source: RefSeq, a predicted model, not a curated record
AGUGAAGCAUUCAGUCGUUGGUUCCCUACAAGCAAACAACUAAAUUUAAUUUUUAAUUUAAGUUUUACUUCUCUCCCCCACACAAAACUCACAACUAUGAACUCCUUCUCCGUGUUCUUGGUGUUUGCAUUGGCAGCACUGGUCGUUGCGGAACCACCAUCAGGAUAUAAUUAUCCCAGAGGCGGAGGCGGCGGUGGCGGCGGCUCGUUCGGCGGUGGAUUUGGUGGCGGCUCAUUCGGAGGCGGUUCGCUUGGUGGUGGCGGUGGCGGCUAUCAAGCCGUUAGCGGUGGCUUCCAAACUUCCGAAGGUCAAAAUGUUGAUCCUCAACUGUUGGAGCAAGUACGUCAAAUUCUGCUGAAUGAAGAGAGCAAAUCCGGUGGCGGCGGCGGUGGUGGUGGCGGCGGUGGCGGUGGCUACCCAUCUGGCUCGUAUGGUCCUCCGUCCGGUUCAUAUGGUCCACCAUCAUCGUCAUAUGGUGUGCCCGGUAUCGGUGGUGGCGGCGGUGGUCGUGUAGUCGGUAUUGAUUUGGAGGGUGUGCGUCAAGCCAUUCAAGUGGCGCAGUUUGCUCAACAAAGCACGCAAGCUGGCGGUGGCGGUGGCUUUGGUGGCUAUCCAAGUGCACCAUCUGGCUCGUAUGGUGCUCCGUCGAGACCAAGUGGCAGUUAUGGUGCGCCCUUCUAGAGCGUAUAUGUAUGUGUGUCGACUCAAAUACAUUUAAAUAUUAAAUAAAAAAAUACCAGCUUGUGCUCGAAAACCGUAGUUAAGCACAAGGAAGUAAGAGAGAAGCAAAUAUAAAUGUAGACCACAUUCCUCAGCCAAUACAACAAUCGAUGAACAAUCAAUCAAUCAAUCAAUCAAUCAAUCAAACAACACGCUGCCAAAUAAAAGAAAUAUUGAAAUUGAAGACAAUGAUAAUGAUACAUGAUGAAGAUGAAGAUGAAGAUGAAGACGGAUGAAAGGCGAUGCGAAGCAUUGAGUACGAUAAUGAAGAAUGUGAAAGUGAAAGUGAUUUAAAAACGGAUUGCGAAACAACUAUGCCAACAACAAUAAAAACGCCACUCAAUGGAUAAUUUGAUGAUCACGGAUGAAGUAGCAUAAGCAAUAGGCAACAAACAAGCAACAAUCAGUGAAAUUUAAGAAAAAAAAAAA